Molecule: messenger RNA, 2142 nt
Organism: Marasmius oreades (fairy-ring Marasmius)
Lineage: Eukaryota; Fungi; Basidiomycota; Agaricomycetes; Agaricales; Marasmiaceae
Exons: 18
Coding region: 224-1882 (552 amino acids)
Biological process (GO): glucosylceramide catabolic process
Molecular function (GO): glucosylceramidase activity
Source: RefSeq, a predicted model, not a curated record
CUGCCACAUGUAUGGAAGAAUCGUCAUUUGGGAGUCAUUUGAGAACGAACUCACACGCGAAGUGUUCGGUUUAUGCCCGCGGGACCCAUGCGUCACUAUCUGCCAGGAAACCAGAGAAGGCUAAACAAAUGGUCACGUCUUGGGUUGUUUCACUAUAUAUAACGCCCUUCAUCGAUUUCACGACAGCCUUCAAACACCAACACCAGGCCUGUUCUUUAGUUCCAUGAGGUCCUUCCUUCUUUCCAUCAUCUCCUUAGGCGUCGCAGAGCUGGUUGCUGCGCAGCAAAUAUUUGACAUAUGGCAAACGACCUGGGAUCGCCAAAAACUGUUUACUUCAUCGCCUCCGUCACCGCCCAUAAAUUUCCAAUCACCAAGUGGAAUUGGUCAAGCUGAUAUAGUCGUCGAUGAUACAGCGGUCUUUCAGCCUAUCUUUGGGUUUGGAAGUACGCUAACCGACAAUUCUGCUCUCAUGAUGAACAACCUCAAGUCUAGAAACCCGACCAAUUACCGGAAUUUGCUCAAUUUCCUCUUCUCACCGACAGAUGGCGCGAAUGCAGCGGGGCUGUCGUAUAUUCGGGUACCGUUGGGAGCAUCGGAUUUCUCUGCCGGUGUAUACAGUUAUGAUGAUUCUUCCGGCGAUACCUCGCUCAAUAACUUCAAUGUCAACCGCGCACCCUCAUACCUAUUCUCUAUCCUGAAAGACAUUCGUUCAGUCAAUCCUUUGGUCAAAGUACACGUUCUUCCUUGGUCACCGCCCGCUUGGAUGAAGAACAGUAACACCAUGGAGGGUGGCUCACUUAACUCUAAUCGAGUUCAGCCCUUUGCGAACUAUCUUUUGAAAUGCUUGCAGGGCUUCCAAAGCCAAGGGAUACCCGUCUAUGCGAUUAGCAUUCAGAAUGAACCCCAGAACAACAAUCCUACUUACCCUACAUCCACAUACACACCUCAACUUGAAGCCCAGGUAGGGUUGGCACUAAGGACUCUCAUGAACAACAACGGGUUCAGCGGCACGAAGUUGAUCGCCUACGAUCAUAACUGGGAUAAUGCCGGGACAUAUCCUGUACAAGUACUCCAGGCAGCUCCUAAUGCCUUCGCUGGUGCAGCUUUCCACUGCUACGGGGGAAGUGUCGGGCAACAAGAUGAUUUCCGCAAUAAGUUCCCAAAUAAGGAGGUCUAUUUCACGGAAUGUUCCGGUACUAUUGGGUCGGAUUGGUGGAGUGAUAUCAAGUGGUACAUGGAUAAUAUUUUCAUCGGAUCUGUCGAACAUGGUUCUAGCACCGGUCUCAUGUGGAAUAUCGCACUUGAUGGCAAUGGCAACCCCAAACUCCCAGGUACCAACAGUUGUGGCGGACCAGGGUGUCGAGCCGUCGUUCAAAUCAACAGCGAUGGAACUUGGAGCGUUAAUCAAGAAUUCUACGCAAUGGCGCAAGUAUCCAAGGCAACUAUCCCCAAAGACGCCGGAGGGCCAUUUGCUAAACGAAUCGGUGUCAGUGUCGGGGGCGAGUUGAACUGGGCAUUGAGAGUUGGAGCAUUUGUAACAGCCCGCAACAAUCCGAGUGAUUUCCUGAGGUAUUCUUUGGUUAUUCUGAACUGGGACGACCACACAGGUGGCUCGUGGAACCCGCAACCGGUCCAAACUACCAUCGAGUUCAGAGGAAUGCAAGCCCGGUUGACCUUACCUGUUGGGGUAACGACACUUUGGUGGUUCGCACCCAACAAUGGUAACAGUCUGGAAUCUAACAACUCUACCACGCCAGUGGCGAUCCCCAUCCAUGGUAGCGUUGGUGUCGGAGAAGGAGAGAAGAAACAACAACCCCUUGGAUUCUUCCAGAGAACCUUUAAGCAUAUUGGACACCAGUUAUCGCAUCUAGCACGCAAAUAGGUUCUCAAAGCUAUACGGGUUGAACAUAAUAACUCAGGGAUGGGUGGCGGACUUCUAAGUAUAUUCAUCUUCUCAUUCUUCAUGACACGACUUGUACACGCCCCGGCAAAUUAUCACUAUACCUAGUUCACGACUGUUCAUGACCUGGUUUUUUUGGCACACGAUUUUACGACCUUACAUGUAUCUAUACGCAUUGCGGUCUCUUUUGUCGUUAAUGUACUAGUAUUACAAUUAUUUAGGAAGAUAAAAACGAUAUACAG